This is a messenger RNA of Mesorhabditis belari, 201 nucleotides long. The record is from the annotation of a GenBank genome assembly. Lineage: Eukaryota; Metazoa; Nematoda; Chromadorea; Rhabditida; Rhabditidae.
AUGGCUGCAGCUGUGUUCAUUGUUGUGCCAAUGAUGUUGAUUAUGCUUGUUGAUGCUGGUGUUCCGUUUCUUCCAGAAAUCGCUUCUGGAUCGCGUCUCCACUCCUCGUGCUCUUCGUCGCCUCAAUCGACACAUUCAUUGGUUAAAGGCGAGAAUUCGUUCUUUAAGAGAAUCGCAAAGACAACUCAAACAGCUACAUCA